CAGUCAGUCUACCAAUAAACAGCCUCUGACAGUGCGAUUGGCAGCGGCAGCAGGAGUAACAGCCCGACAGACACAAUAUUUUUUUUCCGGACGGCGAGAGGUGAUGGUAGUGUGUUCUCGGUGCUGCAAGCUUCAUUCCCAGAAUGGACACUUCGCAACCCGGUGUGGUUUUAGGUGCGCUGGGUGUCAGAGAGUAGCAUCCAUCCAGCCUCACUGCGCACGGAUUGUUAGACUGAUUUCUUCCAUGCAUCCGCAUUGGGAAAUGAUGGGGCAUGCAGCCUAGGCUGGUCAUUUCCCUGUGCUCUGAUGUAUGAUUAUUACACCAUGUUUUUUCCUAAUUUAACAUAUCCACUGACAAAAGAUCAUCUCUUUGCUGGCAGCUGCUCGCAUUGCUGUCUUACAUCUCCACUGACAUCUCUCCUGCACACAAUUGUGUAGAUUUUUUUCCUCUUUUUUUUUUUUUUUUUUUUGCAAGACAUCAUCCCCACAAGAAAUGCCUCUUCAGGUGCUGGCUGCUGACAUCCCGCCAGCCUUCUUAAAAAAAUCCAAAAACACAUCAGGAUCGCGGGGUGAGCCGACAUGGAUAGUGGGAGCCCGGCUGCGACGGUCGGGGACGGUGCAGCCAAUUUCACAGCAGCCCACCUCAGGCUGGAUCUCCUGAACGCGUCGAGCCCGCCGACCCGGUGGGGCAGCGGGUCACCUGCCGAGGGGACCGGGCUGGAAGAGCAGCAGCGCCUCCUCCGAGAGCAAGCCUACCGAGACUUCACCACCACCAUUCAGGUUUUCAUCCUCAUAAGUUCGCUGCUCGGAAAUGCCACGGUGUUGUGGUGCACCUGCUGUACGAAUGUCUUUAAAUCUGUGACCAACCGAUUCAUAAAGAACCUGGCGUGCUCUGGCAUCUGCGCCGGCCUGGUCUGUGUUCCCUUCGACGUUGCACUCGGAGCCAGCCCUCGCUGCUGCUGGUGGCUCCACACUCUGCUGCUCUGCAAGGCCAUCAAGUUCCUCCAUAAACUCUUCUGCUCGGUCACUGUGCUCAGUUUCAGUGCCAUCGCACUCGACAGAUACUACUCCGUGCUGUACCCGUUGGAGAGGAAGAUCUCGGAUGCAAGAUCCCGAGAUCUGGUCAUCUAUAUCUGGGUCCAUGCAACGGUGGCAAGCCUCCCUGUGUUUGCUGUGACCAAUGUGACAGAUGUAUACGUCACCUCAUCCUGCUCAGAUGACCACGCCCGCUCCCUGGGCCACAUGGUGUACGUGCUGAUCUACAACAUCACCACGGUGAUCCUCCCUCUCGCUCUGGUCUUCCUCUUCAUGCUUCUGAUCCGCAGAGCGCUCAGUGCCAGCCAGAAGAAGAAGGUGAUAAUUGCAGCCUUGAGGACUCCCCAGAACAGCAUCUCCAUCCCGUAUGUGUCCCAGAGAGAGGCUGAGCUACAUGCCACGCUGCUGGCUGUGGUGUUAGCUUUCUCAGCCUGCAGUGCCCCCUAUGGGGCCUUGGUGGUUUAUCGCACCAUUUUGGCAGACAGUAAAGAGCUACCCAUCUUACUGUAUCUGACAGCCCUCUGGCUACCAAAGGUGUCCCUGCUCACCAACCCACUUUUGUUUCUAACUGUUAACCGCUCAGCUCGUCAUAGCUGGUUGGACCUGCUAGCCAGGAUUCACAGACGUUACAGCCGCCGUAACGUCGUCAGCACCGGGGGUCUGGCGUCUUUAGGGGCAGAGGGUGUGAUCGGGGAGCCGGUGGGACUGGAGACAGCCGGCCGCUCUGGGAGCCAGCUUCUGGAGAUGUUUAAUAUUGGCCAGCAGCAGAUCUUUAGGCCUUCUGAGGAAGAGGAGGAAGAAGAGGAUGUAGAGAAUGAGAUCCCUUCUCAAGGAUCAGGAGGAGGGUCUAAAGAGGACCACAAGGGUGGGUCAAGACUGGGGAGCCUCAGAGGGGAGGUGAUCACCAAAAAGGACCCUCUGCAGGGGACAGGGGGAGGGUUGGUCAUCACCAAGGAUGGCCCUCCUUCAGUCAUAGCACCCCGGGCCUCUCCGGUCCACCCAUGUGCUUAUGCCUCUUCAUCUCAGGUGGCACCAGCAACACCUACAGAAGCUGAGGACUCCACACAGUUUGGUUUUGGACCCUUUGAACUGCCACCUCAGUGGUUACCAGAGACCAGGAACAGCAAGAAGAGGCUGCUGCCUCCGCUGGGUAACACACCUGAGGAGCUGAUCCAGACCAAACUGCCCAGGCCACGGCCUGAACGGAGAAUCAGCAGGAACAACAAGGUCAGCACCAUCCCCACUGUGGACCCAUGAACUAUUCCUGCUGGCCACAGAUCGGCAACACUGGUCACAGUUAAUUUACAGGGUCGGUCUCUUGGGUUGACCAGGCCUUGGCAGGAUAUUGAUGUGUCAAGCUGCUCAGUGAAAUGGUUUUUUGGUUCAUUUAAACCGUUUCACCUUUUUUCCCCUCGUUUUUUCCUCAGAUGCAGUAGUAGCUCCAGUGUCCAGGUUUUCCACUUUACUGCACAAAAGUGAGACACCUGAGGCCUGCAGCUUUCUUAUUGGACAAAAAUCAAUUUAAUAUCAAAUAUUUACAAUGCUGUGAGAAAUAUGCCAGCUCAGUCCAACUGCACUAAGAAUUCUGUGAUUAAGGACUCCUACAAUGGCUACAUGAUUCAGAGGGCAGAUACCUUUUUGAAUCUCCCUUUUUUCAUUAGAGCUGGCAUCUGUAGGUAAAUGAACACACUGUACAAAUCCAAUUAUCCUGAGAGAUGCACUGAUACGGAAUAAUAUAGUUCCAUAACAAAUAAUCAAGCAAGGAUAUUGAACCUGCUCACAAAACAUUUUGUAAAAUGGUUAUGCUGUGAUUGCACUCUGUAAAUGAACACAUCUCAGUGUCAGUUCCUUUACUUAACCCUUUGCGGUACUGUUUUUUGUAACCAUGUUUGAGAAGUUUUACUUCAAUAUUUGGGAUUAACUUGCCCUUUGCUGGCCUUUUGGAAUAUUCACAUUUCUUCUAAUGUGGUAGAUGUUGUUGUCAUUUGUACUUUAAAUGUAAGUGAAUUUGAUAAGAGGCUAAAUGCAGCUGUACAGUAUGCAAUGACAUGUUGUAAAAAGAUUAAAUUUAAAGUUUGUGAGUGUG
Molecule: messenger RNA, 3121 nt
Organism: Dicentrarchus labrax (European seabass)
Lineage: Eukaryota; Metazoa; Chordata; Actinopteri; Moronidae
Gene: gpr176
Product: G protein-coupled receptor 176
Exons: 3
Coding region: 580-2292 (570 amino acids)
Biological process (GO): G protein-coupled receptor signaling pathway
Cellular component (GO): plasma membrane
Molecular function (GO): G protein-coupled receptor activity
Source: RefSeq, a predicted model, not a curated record